This is a messenger RNA of Protobothrops mucrosquamatus (brown spotted pit viper), 2893 nucleotides long. RefSeq names its product anoctamin 5 (gene ANO5). Gene Ontology annotation, cellular component: plasma membrane. The transcript has 21 exons. The record is from RefSeq and is a predicted model, not a curated record. Lineage: Eukaryota; Metazoa; Chordata; Lepidosauria; Squamata; Viperidae. The coding region runs from base 1 to 2703 and encodes 900 amino acids. Gene Ontology annotation, molecular function: chloride channel activity; protein dimerization activity. Gene Ontology annotation, biological process: chloride transmembrane transport.
AUGGGGCAGACCAACGACGGAGAAGAAAGUAAUGGACCUUUGUUUGAAACUACAUCAAAUACAGAAUCAGAAUUUCCUAGCAAUUCUGAGAAGUCUGGAAGGAGAUUCAAUCUGUUCCUGAAGCGACGUCUCAGGAUUGAUAAGAGACAUCAAAGCAAGGAUUCUGUUUUCUUCAGAGAUGGUAAACGGAGAAUAGACUUUGUACUUACUUAUGUGGAUGACCCAAAAAUUGAUGGAGAAAAAAAAUUGGAUCGAAGGCGAAUGUUUGAGAACAAUCUAGUAAAGAAAGGUCUGGAACUAGAAACUGAAGAUAAGAAGGAAUCUGAAAAUGGCAAAACGUAUUUUGUGAAGAUUCACGCCCCCUGGGAAAUUCUGAUCACUUAUGCAGAAGUGCUAAACAUCAAAAUGCCCAUCAAGGAGAAUGAUAUUCCCUGUAUGGUGGAGAACCCAUUGGACUGCAUAUUCUGGCCAUUUAGGCUACCUGAGAUUGUGAUGCACCCUGAACCGGACUACUUUACAGCACCAUUUAGCAAAGAAAGACAGGAAUUGUACCUCAUUGAGGAUGAGAAUAUGUUUUUCUCACCAUCCGUCAGAAACAGAAUAGUUUUUUAUAUUUUAACAAGGUGCCAAUAUGGAACAGAAGAAGGGAAGAAGAAGUUUGGAAUCAAAAGACUUCUAAAUAAUGGCACCUACUCUUCUGCUUACCCUCUUCAUGAUUGUCAGUACUGGAAGAAGUCAAAUGAUCCAAAGUGUGAAAAUGAAAGAUAUACCUUACAUAGGGAAUGGGCCCGGUUUCCUAGGUUUUACAAGGAACAGCCCUUGGAUCUUAUCAGGAAAUAUUAUGGAGAGAAGAUUGGAAUCUAUUUUGCCUGGCUGGGUUUUUAUACUGAGAUGCUGUUCUUUGCAGCUGUUGUUGGCUUCAUUUGUUUUCUGUAUGGUUUGUUCACAAUGAAUGAAAAUAUGAGCAGCAAAGAAAUAUGUCAUCCUAGUAUUGGUGGUGAAAUUAUCAUGUGUCCAUUAUGUGAUCGAAAUUGCGAUUACUGGAGAUUGAAUUCUACUUGUGAGUCUUCACAGUAUUCCCAUUUGUUUGACAAUGUGGCAACCCUCUUUUUUGCAAUAUUUAUGGGCAUCUGGGUUACACUUUUCUUGGAAUUUUGGAAGCGAAGACAAGCUCGACUUGAAUAUGAGUGGGAUUUAGUUGAUUUUGAGGAAGAACAGCAGCAACUCCAACUUAGACCAGAGUAUGAAGCAAAAUGUACACAGAAGAGGAAGAAUCCAGUAACUCAGGAGCUGGAGCCUUAUUUACCUCUAACUAGCCAGGCUGUACGGUUCUGCAUCUCAGGAACUACAGUGUUGUUCUGGAUCUCUUUAAUCAUAGCAAGCAUGAUAGCUGUGAUAGUUUACCGCCUUGCAGUCUAUGCUGCUUUUGCCGGCAUCAUGGAGAACACAGAAACCCUGCAACCCAUUCGAGGUUUGUUGACACCACAACUGGCAACGUCAGUCACGGCAUCAUUCCUCAAUUUUAUCAUCAUUAUGAUACUGAAUUUCCUAUAUGAGAGGAUAGCCAUCUGGAUCACAGAUAUGGAAAUACCAAGAACCCACUAUGAAUAUGAAAACAGACUUACUAUGAAGAUGUUCCUCUUUCAGUUUGUCAACUACUACUCUUCGUGCUUCUAUGUAGCUUUUUUCAAAGGGAAAUUUGUAGGAUACCCUGGUUCUUAUACAUACAUGUUCAGUCGCUGGAGGAAUGAAGAGUGUGAUCCUGCAGGAUGCCUGAUAGAACUGACCACCCAGCUCACCAUUGUCAUGGCUGGCAAACAGAUCUGGGGUAAUAUUCAAGAAGCCAUAGUCCCCUGGAUUUGUAAUUGGUGGGGUCGUCGGAAGGCGAAACACAACCCAGAGAAUUUAUACAGUCGAUGGGAGCAGGACCAUGAUUUGCAGAGCUUUGGCGCAUUGGGUCUCUUCUACGAAUACCUAGAAAUGGUUAUUCAGUUCGGAUUUAUUACUCUGUUUGUGGCCUCUUUUCCUUUGGCACCCCUGCUUGCUCUGAUGAACAACAUCUUGGAGAUUAGAGUUGAUUCUUGGAAACUUACAACCCAGUUUCGAAGGCCUGUGGCAGCCAAAGCUCAUAGCAUAGGAAUUUGGCAAGAAAUCUUAAACGGGAUGGCUAUCUUGUCUGUUGUCACAAACGCGUUUAUUGUAGCCUUCACAUCUGAUAUGAUUCCUCGAUUGGUAUACUAUUAUGCCUAUUUUGCGGAUCCUGACUUACCUAUGUCUGGAUACAUUAAUAAUAGCCUUUCAGUAUUCCAAAUCUCAGAUUUUCCUGAAAAAAACAAACCUGAACAGAACCCAAGCAGAUUUACCAGUUGCAGGUACAGGGAUUAUCGAUAUCCACCAGACCAUGAGAAGCAGUACAUGCACACAAUGCAAUUCUGGCACAUCCUGGCUGCAAAAAUGGCUUUUAUAAUUAUUAUGGAGCACGUUGUCUUCAUUGUAAAAUUCUUUGUGGCCUGGAUGAUUCCAGAUGUCCCAUCUGAGGUGAAGGCCAAAAUAAAACGUGAGAAGUACUUAACACAGAAAAUCUUACACGAGUAUGAACUCAAUAAACUGAAACAGAAGUUGUUUGAAGGUAGGACCUGUGCCAGCAUGGAAAAGGAAGUCAUAGCUAGUGAAGGAAUAGUGGAGUUAUCAGAAGCCAUGUAACUUGAAGAGUGACUCUUUGCCUGGAAUUCCAGCCUGUGAAAAUUUGUUGUCCAGAAUCUCCAAUGAGCUCUAUCCACAGUAUGCCUUGAAAGCUGUCUGGUAUUUUUAACCCAUCUUACUUCCUAAAAAUAUUUAGGAAAGAGACAAUAUGGUUUGACUGUUGGGCAGUCAACAGACCUUUCCCCCCCUU